Lathyrus sativus (Indian pea) is the source of this 1419-nucleotide messenger RNA. The record is from the annotation of a GenBank genome assembly. Lineage: Eukaryota; Viridiplantae; Streptophyta; Magnoliopsida; Fabales; Fabaceae.
AUGCCACUACUGAUGCGAAGGCCACUACUACAUUACUCCGCCAUCUUCAGAUAUGGCGUAGCUCUCAGGCACAAAACCUUCGCUCUUCCAUUUUUACACCAACGAAGUUUCACUUAUGUUUCCAGUGAUGAGUCCGACCUUGAAUCCGACUCUUCUCACUCUCAAUCGCAACCGGUCAAUCGUCCGCUGAGAGGAUGCUUAGAAAAGGCCCAGAAUUUGGAUGAAUCGCUUCUUCACUUCAACGAGCUAGACCCAUCUUUGAAAAGUACGCGAAUUUGUAAAGAGUUAUUGAUGAGUUUGCUCAAAUCGGGUCGUACUGAUGAUGCCCGCCACGUGCUCGAUCAAAUGCUUGAACCGGAUUCUGUGUUUCCUCCUGAUCAUUUCGUUGAUGAAGUUGUUUUUGGUGAGUUGGUGAAGAGGGACCGCCCUGGAAAAGGCUUUGCUGAUGAGGAAAUUGUGGGGUUGGUUACUAAGCUUGGUGAGCGUGGAGUUUUCCCGGAUACGUUUAAGCUUACUCAGAUGAUAUCCAAGCUGUGUGGGAAAUGGAAGAACUCUGCUGCAUGGGAACUUUUGCAUGCUGUGAUGAAAUUAGGUGGUACAGUUGAAGUUGCAUCUUGCAAUGCCUUGUUAUCGGGGCUUGGAAGGGAAAGAGAUAUUCCGAAGAUGAAUAGACUGUUGGCAGAGAUGGAAGAAAGGAAAAUAAAUCCUAGUGUCAUAACCUAUGGGAUUCUUAUUAAUCAUUUGUGCAAGAGUAGGAGGAUUGAUGAGGCACUGCAGGUGUUUGAUAAAUUGAGAUGUAAAGGAGGAAAGAAUCGGAUUGGUGUCGAACCUGAUGUGGUCUUGUAUAAUAAUCUGAUUAAUGGACUUUGUAAAGUUGGGAGGGAAGAAGACGAUUUGAGUUUGUUGGAAGAGAUGAAAACUGAGAAGAAAAAUAUGCCAAAUACUGUUACAUAUAAUUGCUUGAUUGAUGGGUUCUGCAAAGCUGGCAACAUUGAUAAAGCAUGCCAGCUAUUCAAUCUGAUGAAUGAGGAACAAGUACAGCCAUAUGUGGUCACCCUCAAUACAUUGGUUGACGGUAUGUGCAAAGUCCGAAGAGUCUAUAGUGCAGUUGAGUUUUUCAACGAGAUGAAAGGCAAGGGCCUGAAAGGAAAUGCUGUUACUUACACUGCGCUGAUAUCUGCCUUCUGUAGUGUGAAUAAUAUUGAUAAAGCUAUGCAAUAUUUUGAUGAGAUGUUGAGUUCUGGAUGCUCACCGGAUGCAAUUGUUUACUAUAGUUUGAUAUCUGGUUUAACCAUUGCUGGAAGGAUGGAUGAUGCCAGUGUUGUUGUGUCACAGUUGAAACGGGCCGGGUUUCGUCUUGAUAGAGCUUGUUACAAUGUUCUGAUAAGUGGAUUCUGCAAAAAGAAGAAACUGGAAUGA